Molecule: messenger RNA, 4316 nt
Organism: Gadus chalcogrammus (walleye pollock)
Lineage: Eukaryota; Metazoa; Chordata; Actinopteri; Gadiformes; Gadidae
Gene: map3k13
Product: mitogen-activated protein kinase kinase kinase 13
Exons: 14
Coding region: 285-3287 (1000 amino acids)
Biological process (GO): JNK cascade; protein autophosphorylation
Molecular function (GO): JUN kinase kinase kinase activity; ATP binding
Source: RefSeq, a predicted model, not a curated record
AUGCGCUUGACGCAGGAGCAGCCAGGUCCACUGAGAAAGACCGAGAGGGACGAGGACUCAGCGGGGCGUCAUGGAAGGUGAUUGAAGUGCAAGGAGUGUUACACUUUUUAGACCAGAGCCACAAGAGGGUCCGCACCAGAGAGUCUGACUCAGAGAGUCUGGACCAGAGAGUCAGACCCAGAGAGUCAGACCCAGAGAGUCAGACCCAGAGAGUCAGACCCAGAGAGUCAGACCCAGAGAGUCAGACCCAGAGCGGCCAGCGCCCGGCCACCCCUGGGUGGCCCAUGCACACUUACGUCACCAUGGGUAGCCCCCCCGAGGUGCUCUCUUGGACCUCCUGCCCCGGCCUGCUAGUGGGCAAGCUGAAGGAGGAGCUGAAGCUCAGCGUGGUCGGAGACGCCAUGAAGAAGACGGGCCCCAAGCCCGACCCCCAGACCAUGGCCACGCCUCCCGACGGGCCCCUCCCCGAGAUCAUCACAGACCUGGCCCCUCUGCCUCCCCCUCCCACGCACCUCUGCGUCCCGCUCCCCACCGCGGCCGGCCCGGACGGGGUGUGCGCGCUGGGCAGCGUGACCCCCUCCUACGGCGCGCUCAACGAGGACUCGUCGGUGCGCGCCGAUGGCGGCGGCUAUUUUGACAACAGCGUGCUACAGCUGCGUGACCAGGAGGAGGCGGGGCAGGAGGAGGCGGCCUCGCCCGCCUCUUGCGACCAUGGCGGGUGCGGCAGCGGCGGGGAGGAGCACACGUGCACGGGACGUCCCACGGAGGAGCACACGUGCGGAGGGGAGGGGCAGAAGCAGCCCCAGUACCACCACCACCACCCCCACCCCGAUGACAUCAAGCUGCACUUCCACCGGGCUGGGCCCAACUCAGGGGGCUUCCUGGAGGGCUUGUUUGGCUGCCUGCGGCCCGUCUGGAACAUCAUUGGGAAAACCUACUCCACGGACUACAAGCUGCAACAGCAAGACAUGUGGGAGGUGCCCUUCGAGGAGAUCUCGGAGCUGCAGUGGCUGGGCAGCGGGGCGCAGGGGGCCGUGUUCCUGGGGAAGCUCCACUCAGAGGAGGUGGCCAUCAAGAAAGUGCGUGAGCAGAAGGAGACGGACAUCAAACACCUGAGGAAGCUCAAGCACCCCAACAUCAUCAGCUUCAAGGGCGUGUGCACGCAGGCCCCCUGCUACUGCAUUCUCAUGGAGUACUGCGCCCAGGGCCAGCUGUACGAGGUGCUGCGGGCCGGCCGCAAGGUCACCCCCGCCCUGCUGGUGGACUGGGCUACCGGCAUCGCCAGCGGCAUGAACUACCUCCACCUCCACAAGAUCAUCCACCGCGACCUCAAGUCCCCCAAUGUUCUGGUGACCCACAACGACACGGUGAAGAUCUCCGACUUCGGGACGUCCAAAGAGCUCAGCGAUAAGAGCACUAAGAUGUCCUUUGCCGGGACGGUGGCCUGGAUGGCCCCCGAGGUCAUCAGGAAUGAGCCUGUGUCUGAGAAGGUUGACAUCUGGUCCUUCGGGGUGGUGCUGUGGGAGCUGCUGACAGGGGAGAUCCCCUACAAGGACGUGGACUCGUCGGCCAUCAUCUGGGGGGUGGGCAGCAACAGCCUGCACCUCCCCGUCCCCUCCACCUGCCCCGACGGCUUCAAGAUCCUCAUGAAGCAGACCUGGCAGGGCAAGCCCAGGAAUCGUCCGUCCUUCAGGCAGAUCCUGCUCCACCUGGACAUCGCUGCCGCAGACAUUCUGGGGGCCCCUCAGGAGACCUACUUCAAGUCUCAGGCGGAGUGGAGGGAGGAGGUGAAGAAGCACUUUGAGAAGAUCAAGAGUGAAGGAACGUGCAUCCACCGCCUGGACGAGGAGCUGAUCCGCCGGCGACGGGACGAGCUGCGGCAUGCACUGGACAUCCGGGAGCACUACGAGAGGAAGCUGGAGCGAGCCAACAACCUGUACAUGGAGCUGAGCGCCAUCAUGCUGCAGCUGGAGGUCCGCGAGAAGGACCUCAUGAAGCGGGAGCAGGCGGUGGAGAAGAGGUACCCCGGGAACAACAAGCGCCACCCGGUCCGGCCCAUCGUCAGGCCCAACGCCGUGGAGAAACUCAUGAAGAAGAAAGGAAGCCUUUCCCAGAGGCCCAGCCUGCCUGGGGCUAGAAGGCCUGACCUCCUCCGCUCCGACGGGAUCCCCAGCCUGGAGCCUCUGCCCCCCCCCUCGCCGCUGGCGGCCAGCCCCAGGCUUUCCACGCCCCCGGGCAAGGCCCGCUACCGCAGCAAGCCGCGCCACCGCCGCGCCAGCAGCAAGGGCAGCCACAACGACUUCCCCGAGGUGCUGCGGCUCGGGCCGUCCGAGGACCCCCAGCCCCUCCGGUACCCCCAGGGGCCCAUCCUGCCGCUGAGGGGCCGGGAGCAGGCCGUGGUCAACUGUGCCAACAACCUGCGCUACUUUGGCCCCGCCGCGGCCCUGCGGAGCCCCCAGACCGACCACCUGCAGCGGCGGGUGUCGGGCACCGGCCCUGACCUCAUCUCCUCCACCAGCAUAGACUGUGACCCCCGCCCGCGGGCCCCGACCCCCCCCACCACCAACAGCCCCACCUCUUCUCCACUCGGGCCCCUCACCGGGUCCCUAGGCCCCUGCCGUCAGGCACACCCCUUGCCCGGGGGGCUCUCUGAUAGUCAGAACCCCCCUCGGAGCUACCCCCUGCCCCAGGGGCAGGACGAGGGGCCCCAUCCCGGCGCUGACGGGGAACCGGCGGAGACGCCCCGGCCGGGGGAGCCCGAGGGGCCGGCGCCGCAGGCCCCACCCUCCGCCCUGCCGCGGACCCUCAGACCGCUCAGGAAGGGCGGGGAUGAGUCCUCUGAAGAGGAGGAAGGAGAGGUGGACAGUGAAGUGGAGUUCCCAAGGAGGCCGAGGCCCCAUCGCUGCAUGAGCAGCUUCCAGUCCUACUCCACCUUCAGCUCGGAGAACCUGUCGGCCACCGACGGCGAGGAGGGCAACACCAGCGACCACUCCCGCAGCGGGCCCCUGGAGGGCCUCAGUGCCAGCCAGGAGGAGCACCUGGACGAGCUGCUGUCCCACACGCCCGACAUCCCCAUUGACAUCUCCAUGCAGUCCGACGGCCUGUCUGACAAGGAGUGCGCCGUGCGCAGGGUCAAGACCCAGAUCUCCCUGGGCAAGCUGUGUUCUGACGAGCACAGCUACGAGAAUCCUCUGCAGUUUGGGGAUUCGGACGGCGACUCCUCAGAGGCGGACGGCUCCGACGCCACCAUCAGGAACAACAAGGCAGGGGCCCCAUCCACCUGGUGAGGGCCCGACCCAGAGAGGCGGAGAGACGUCUGCAUCGUCCUCGCUCUUCCUCGAGACAUCUCCCCGCCACCCAUAGCAGGAAACUCAGCAAUAAGAGGAUCGCAAUGUAAACCCAAAAAGCAGCCUAUGAACUACAAAGAAGUUAAAAUGCAAUCGAUCCUAGAUGUCCAAUCCGAUCCCACUCAGCUCCCUCUCUUCCUAACCCGCCCCCUCCCCCUCCUCCAAAACCUCCACCACCAUCACCUCGUCCACCACCACCUCCUCCAUCACCGGCACCACCAUCCCCCCCCCCUCGGGGCAGCAUCCAGGCGACACUAAAGGCAGGGGUUUCCAUGUCAAUGGUAUGGAAGUGAAACAUCCAUCAUCAAGAAAGGCAAAUCAUCAGGAACAGAAUACAUGUGCUGAUACAAGAAAUACAACCAAAGACGAUUAGGACGACAAAGAGGAAGUUAGGAAGAGGUUCAUCAUUAAUCGUUUUUUGUGGAUCUCUAAGCAGCACGGUAAUACUGACUGUAUGCAAUACUGACUGUAUGUGGGUGAUUACAUAACGAUAACGAUACUGUAUGUGGGAGAUGAUAAUAAUGAGGAGGAUGAUGAUGAAGCAGACAUGGAACAGAGGUUGAUUGUGGACCAGCACAGACAGCUGGCAGAGACUAGGGCUGUAGGAGGCUCUACAUCGUUGGGGAUUUGACCCCCGGAGCAGCAGGAGGCAACAAAAAAAUGUCCCGGGUUGCUACAGGGCAGAGGGAGAGAAUUUACCCCUCCCACCUCCAACGUUGACCCCUGUGGUGUCUGGUGGACCUGGAGAGACUCACCGUCCAACCAGCCCCUCCACCUGGGGGGGUACUAUCUGAACACGCCCUGCCCCCCCACCAUAACUCCCCCUCCCCUGUAGAACAAGCCCCGUCCAACUGCUGCUCAAUGGUCUGCAGCCGCCAAACCCCCUGGUGGUCAGCAGCAUUAGAGGAAAAAGAAGAGGAGACCAUUGAUCAAACCAGACCUUGCAGCACAGUCCCCCCCUCCCUCCUG